ACGCUGUUCUCUUUCGCUCCUUGACCCCCCAGACCUUCUCAAGCGCUUCUAUUCCUGCAUUCAAUCUUCAUUCGCUUCAGUACCAACACUACCUACUAUGAAUGUAGACGAUCACACGGUUGCUCAUCAGGGCGUGCAUCUCGUGGUUUUACACCAUGGUCUGUGGGGUAACGUCGGGCACGUCCGGUAUAUAGCCGAGCAAUUUAAGCAGCGACUCGGUGACCGAAUCCUCGUGUACCGUGCACAGGCCAACGAAUCCGCGUUGACAUACGAUGGCGUCGAUAUCUGUGGUCGGCGCCUUGUUCAAGAGAUCCACAGCGUCGUCAAAGUAAUUGAGGACGGCGGCAACAUUGAAGAGAUGAAGGGUCAAAAGCACAAAAAGAAAAAGAGGACGAUAGCAACAACAAUAACGACGACGACGUCCCCGGACACCAGCAAUUCGGAUCGGAAUCUGUCGGAGAACUUGGAGGCCCCAAUGAGGAAUGGCUCGAAGAAAAAAGUUACCCAGUUCUCAUAUCUUGGCUAUUCGCUCGGAGGAUUGAUCGGUCGAUUUGCGAUGGGUCAAUUGGAUCUCGAAAAGUUCUUUGAUCCUGUUGAGGAUGGUGGUCGAGGGAUUGAGCCGAUGUAUUUUGUGACAAUGGCGACACCCCAUCUGGGAAUCCGGUUGCCGCCUUUGUCCAGAUGGAGCAGGAUCUUCAAUUAUCUGAGCGCACGCAUGCUUAGUCGGACAGGCGAACAGCUUCAACUCAUAGACGACUACAUUGGUGGCAAGCCUCUUCUGUUGAUCAUGACAGAACGAUCGAGUAUUUUCAUGCACGCGUUGGCAAGGUUCAAGCGGCGGGCGAUCUAUAGCAAUAUCCGGAAUGAUCGAUCUGUACCCUUCUGGACCGCAAGUUUCUCAGACGCGGAUCCAUUCAGGGAUCUUGAUUCCAUGGAAAUUCAAUAUCACUCUGUAUAUUCGUCGCUGGUCGAAUCUUUCGGGCAACAGGACCUGGAGGCCAUCGCACAACGGAAACAAGAACGGAAAGAAGCCCUGAAGAACGCGUCUUUUAUAAAGAGAGCUCUUCACCGACUCAAGGCAAUUCCUUGGAAGAAAUACGCCCUGUUUGUGCUCCUCGGACCCAUCCUGCUCCCACUCUGGAUCGUUUUCGCGUGUUCAACCAUCUCGAUCCAGGGACUGAACUCCAGGCGGAGGACCAAGCACAUGGUCCAAUCAGAUCAGGACCUGCAUAGAAUGCGGGAUGAGAGCCUGAUCACCAGGAUCAGCACGCAGACUGGAGGCGAUGACGAGGAGUUUGGUACGGCUUUAGUCGAUCAGGAACAACAGCGGCAGGAGGAGGAGGAGGAUGGACAAGAGGAGCAGUAUUCGCAACCAUCGUACGAAACGGUCGUUCAUGUCCAACCUAUCCCACAGAACACCAACGCGGAUUCCUUGCUCACGCUGAACACGCCCUCGAACGAGUCCUCCUCGAAGAAGAAGUCUAUGAAACCAUCGACCUCUGCUACAACUUUGAUGUCCGAAACCCUAGCCGGAGACUCUGAGGCGCAAACGUCGCUUUCGUAUCCACAUUUGAAGAAGAUCAAACCGCUUGCACUGCUGCCUGUUCAGGUCGAGAUGUCGAAGAACCUGAACAGGUUAAAGUGGAGGAAGAAUAUCAUCCAUAUCGAGACGUUUAAUGCGCAUGCAUCGAUCGUCGUGAGAGAGAAGCGGUUCUCGAACGAUGGAGGCGUGGCAGCGGUGCAUCAUGCGGUGGAUAUGUUUCAGGAUGAUGGUGAGGAUGAAUAAGAAAGUGGGUCUUUGGGGACAUGACAAAGUCGUCUUUUCUAACAUAUACCAAUAAAAACAUGUCCAC
Molecule: messenger RNA, 1853 nt
Organism: Gamsiella multidivaricata
Lineage: Eukaryota; Fungi; Mortierellomycota; Mortierellomycetes; Mortierellales; Mortierellaceae
Product: putative serine esterase-domain-containing protein
Exons: 4
Coding region: 98-1786 (562 amino acids)
Molecular function (GO): monoacylglycerol lipase activity
Source: RefSeq, a predicted model, not a curated record